Molecule: messenger RNA, 1442 nt
Organism: Boeremia exigua
Lineage: Eukaryota; Fungi; Ascomycota; Dothideomycetes; Pleosporales; Didymellaceae
Exons: 2
Coding region: 39-1196 (385 amino acids)
Cellular component (GO): membrane
Molecular function (GO): serine-type endopeptidase activity
Source: RefSeq, a predicted model, not a curated record
CGCAUCUCCAAGUGACUCACAGUCAACGUGCAUCAUCAAUGUCAUUAUUGGGGUUAGGCAGACCGGCUCUGCACCGGAUCUGUCUAGCUGGCCAGCUUUCCAGAUCUACGCCUCUGCGAUUAAGCGCAAAUGUGCGUAGCCAACACAGCUCACAGAAACCACCACGACGCUUCGGACAACGAUCAGAGCGCAAAUCGCCAGUCCAACAGAUCAGGGAAGAACAGGUGGAGAUAAUACCGCCCACUGCGGGGAGAUUCUCAGACUCCCCAUCAGGCAAUCAAUAUUCGGAAACUGAUCACGACGAGUUUGAACCGCCCAAUGAUCCCUGGCCCAAAGUACGAGUCCAAUAUCUCCGGCCAGCAAUCUGGUCACUCACCGUCAGUGCUGGCAUCUUUUCUGGAUUAGCGUACUACCAGGCCAAGAAGGAUAUAGAGCAGGCGAAGAAGGCAACAUGGUUUCAAGCACCGCAAUGGGGGUUAAACCCACAAUCACGUGCUGGACCUCCCAGCGCGACUGAGCUCGCAACUCGCUGGUGGACAGAGCUGAACCCCAUCUCGAAAGUCAGUUGGGGCAUCAUUGGGGCAAACAGUGCUGUCCAUCUCACCAGCUUCCUGGUGCCUCGAUACUGGGAUCUGCUGUGGCAUGUUCCUGCACGAAAUGUCAAUUACACAAACUUCACGUCAAUGUUCGUACACUCUGGGCCCAUGCAUCUUGCAGUCAAUAUGUAUGCAACCUACAACUUCAUGCUGCCGGUGGGGUAUUCGAACCUGUUCGAGGGCAAUGGGCCGCACGUUGGAGCGUUUUUCCUUGCUACCGGCGUGCUAUCUGGAUACGCGCAGCACCUGACUACUAUGUUCGCUAAGAACAAGCGUCUCAUUCCGGAAAUAUUCAUCAGAGGUGGUGGAGCCAGCGGUGCUCUGUUUGGCAUUCUCGGCGCUUUCUGUAUGGAGUACCCGACUGCUCAGCUCGGAAUACUGUUCCUGCCUUUCAAAUUCGAAGCGCAAUACUUCUUCCCCGCUGUUAUGCUGUUCGAUCUUAUUGGGGUAGUCCGCGGAUACUCCUUUGUCAACUUUGGUCACGCUGCCCACUUGUCCGGCGCGCUCAUCGGUGUGGGCUACUCCUAUUUCAACGGCAAAGACAAUCUGUGGAAGCCGAUGGUGGGUUUCUGGAGACGCCGUAUGCAGAACGCGCAGUAGUGCUUCAUCUGCGAUCUUAGCUCCCGGUCCCCACAAUAAUUGCAUACUAGCGACCCGUGGUAAACAAACAUGACCCCUUGACAACGAAACCCGUGGUACUGGGUGUCACCGCUGCGAACUGUUGUGUGUAGACGCACGUUCCCGAGCCCAACGCGCUGGCUGGAGUGCACCGGCCAGUCGCAAGCGACGUGGACUAGAUGCCGCAAGGGUCAACCAUGGUCGACGGUGCUCACCGACUCCCAACCU